CGAGGAGUACAACGAGCAAAUCAGGUUGGAGCGAGCUUGAUGGAUCAAAAUCACCCGAUCCACGACAGAGACCAGGAGAGUACAACCUUGUUACAUCUAUACCACGGGAAGAGGUUGUCUGAAGGCCGAGAAAGGGCAAAUGGCAAAGGCAAGGAAAAGGUCAGUUCCCUCUUUCGCCACCAUGAUUAUCUCUGAUUCUGAUUCAGCUUCCCCGUCGUCCAAUUCUCGCCAAGCCGAUCAAUCGGCCUCUGGCCAUGACUUAGGUCAGACUCAAUCGUCUCAGCCAUUGCCGGCGGCAGUGCCUGGCCAAAAGCGGCGCCGGUUGAGGAAGCAAUUUCCUCCCUCGACCCCAGCGCAGGAGGGCUCGAGGGUUAAGCUGGAUGAGAACAUCAUGGCGUUGUGCCAUUACCAAAUCACUGACCGGGGGUUCGCUGAUGCCACUAACAUGGUCGGAUCCUCUAUUGAAGUCCUAAGGCCCACUAGCACCCAGACCGCCUUGGAUGCCCCUUCAGGGUUUUUUACAGUUCACCUGGCAUCUCUGAAGAAGGGGCUGUGGUUUCCUCUCCACUCGUUGUUGAUUGAGUUCCUCAACGAGGUGGACCUCCUUCCUUGCCAAUUGGUCCCCAAUUCUCACCGGUACAUCAUCGGUUACCUGGUCAGAUGCAUGAAGGUAGGGGUAAAACCUACGCUUGACCACUUCCUGUUUACCUUCAAACUGACCAAAGGUCAUGGGGAUUGGGCGUCUUAUGCCAGCCUUUCCCAACGGGCUCCCAUCCUUUCGUCGCGUUUCGUGUCCCCAUCCAACGCCACCCUUCUGUCCAUCACCCGGAAACUCUGCGCCCAAGGGGCCGUCGAGAUUAAGAAGGUGGUGACUGAGGAGUCUCUGGCGGCGCUAGGGUUUGAGUUUGUCCAAGACGAGCAUCGCCAUCAGCCUGACCUGCUAAGGGGCGCUCCCGGGGGAAGCGUUGACUGUGGCCCCUUUGACCGCCAAGCGGUCAUGGAUGAGGCGAGGAAGGCUGCAGAAGAUAAGCAGAGGGAGCUGCAAGAGGAGGUCGCUCGCCUCGCAAGAGAGUUGGAGGAGGAGAAAGGUCACUCUGCCGCCCUUGAGACAAAGAACGCCUCCUUGUCUUCUGAAGUGGGAUCCGUUUCUGCCCGCGUAGCUGAGUUGGAAGGGGAGAAAGCCGAUCUGAUCCAACAGUUGGACGCUGAGAGGAGCGACCAGGCCCGUCGCCGGGAGGAGGCGAUCGAAUCCUUCAAGUCAUCUCCCGACUUUGCUGCAGUCGCUAUGGGACGGAUGGACAAGCUGGUGGUCGAGUGGCUUGACACCGAGCCCGGUGUCCAAUGGAUGGUCAAGGAAGCAAAGUAGUCCUUCAACUGCGGAAUUUUCCGCGCCCAACAGCUUGGGCCUAACUUCUAUCUCUGGCCCAACUGCACGUCUAGGCCCAGCCUCGGGACUAGUUGCCGU
Molecule: messenger RNA, 1465 nt
Organism: Cuscuta campestris
Lineage: Eukaryota; Viridiplantae; Streptophyta; Magnoliopsida; Solanales; Convolvulaceae
Source: the annotation of a GenBank genome assembly